Acanthochromis polyacanthus (spiny chromis) is the source of this 2156-nucleotide messenger RNA. Its product is annotated as T cell receptor alpha chain MC.7.G5-like. Bases 585 to 1901 code for a protein of 438 amino acids. The record is from RefSeq and is a predicted model, not a curated record. Lineage: Eukaryota; Metazoa; Chordata; Actinopteri; Pomacentridae. The transcript has 9 exons.
GUUUCUACCCGGAGCUUCACAGUGUGACGACACCGGGCGGAAAUAAACAUUGAAUAAGCGCCACAGCUUUAGCUUUAGCGAUCAGUGGAAGUUUUUGAAGACGGUUGUAUUGUAGGGCUUGAAAUCAAUGUUUUAGCAGCUGAACUAAUGAUAUGUUCAGUUCAGAAUCUGAAAGAGUUGAUCAACGAGCGACUAACUAAAGAAAUAUUCACAGAGUGUGAUAAAACGACUUUCUAGUGCGAGGUGGCGAUCGAUCGUCAGCGCAGGAAAUCAUCUGGAAGCAAGAAAAAACGUUACAAACCUCCAACAAUAACAGUGCAAAAGUUCUCGCCUAGCAGUAGCUGUGUAACUACGAGAGAAACUCCAGUCUAGACCAGGAGGACCCUGAACACUCACAGAAUAACAAGGAACAGGAGGAACUCUGUAACAGUCUUGCCAGACAGCAGCGUGUGCCAAAUUUGCUGUUUCAAUGCAAAUCCAAAUGUGAAGAAUUACAGAGAACUUUUUGUAGAGAAAACACCAUCACUCAGGACAGAAGAAGAGAUUAUCAGCGCAGACUGCUGGAUAUCAUUUGUAAACCCAAAAUGACAUCACACACAAUAGACAUCUUACAGCCACGUGUCUGUCAAAGCGAGGAGGUUUUUGCUGAGCAGCAGUUCUGUAACCAGAAGAAAGAAUCCAGUCUGGACCAGGAGGACCCAGAGUCUACACAGAUUAAAGAGGAACAGGAGGACUCAGAUACUACACAGAUUAAAGUGGAACGGGAGGAGCUCUGUAGCAGUCCGGAGGAGGAUGACGCAGAGUCUCCACAGAUGAAGGAGGAACACUUGGGCCUCUGUGCCAAUCUGGAGCAGGAAGACCAAGACUCUCCACAGAUGAAAGAAGAACAGGAAGAAUUCUGGACCAAUCUGGACCAGGAGGACCUACACCCUCUAUGUAUCAAAGAUGAACGUGAGGAACAGUACAGCAAUCUGAAUCAGGAGGACCUGCACCCUGUAUGUAUCAAAGAUGAACAUGAGGAGCAGUGCAGCAAUCUGGAAGAGGAGGACAUACACCCUUUAUGUAUCAAAGAUGAACAUGAGGAACAGUGCAGCAGUCUGGACCAGGAGGACCCAGAUGCUCCACAGGUUAAAGAUGAGCAGGAGGAAAUCUGCAUCGAGUGUAAAGGAGAAGACAAAGUGAUGCAGCCAUCAGGAGAUGUCAUUGCUGCUGAAGGAGACACAGUUACACUGGAUUGUACUUUUGAGACCAGUUCCAAUACUCGUACAUUAUUCUGGUACAAACAAGAAGUGAAUGGUUUUCCAAAGUACAUUUUAAGACGUGGUUAUUCUGGAGCUGAUAAUGCUCCAGAGUUCCACAAAUACAAAUUUGAUGCUGAACUCAACAAGACAUCAGUUCCUCUGAAGAUCCAGAAGCUUCAUCUGUCAGACUCUGCUGUGUACUACUGUGCUCUGAGGCCCACAAGUGUGACUCGCUCUGGAACAGACAAACUCAUCUUUGGUUCAGGCACAAAACUCAUCGUUGGCUCAAAGGAGGAGUACGAUCCAUACUACUACAAAUUGCAAGAGGGAGACACCACAGUUUGCCUGGCCACCGGCUUCAGCAGAUACAAUGCUACAACAGACCACGAAGACUACGGGAAGCUUUUCAACGAUACUGAGGCCGCUCGCAUAUCUCCAGAUCUCUCUUUGUACAACCAAGUGAUUUUUCCAAAGGACAAAAAUGAUAAGCUAGAAAACUGUGAAGCUUCUGGUACUGAGUCCGGCCCGUGUGAAGACACUCUGACACCAGAUCCGACGGUGAAUGGCAUGUCUUUAACCAUCCUGGCCCUCAGAGUGAUCUUCCUCAAGACUGUCGUCUGCAACAUCCUGAUGACCAUGCGGCUGUGGAUCAGUCAGUAAACUGGACAAAGCUUCACCAGAAAGAAGAAAUCUCCACGAUGAAGCUUCUACAGCCUCCUGGUCCUGUAUUAUAGCGUGUAUAAAUUCCUCCCUGUGGACAGACAUGGAAGCUUUCCUGUAUCACAUGUAACGCUGAUUGUUUGGAAAAGUCAGUUUAUAUUGUUGCUGUUUUGUUCUUUCUGUCUUAUCAUCACACUGACAUAUCACUCACUCCUCUGUAAUAUCUGCUGUGUACAAUAAAACCUGGAAAACACA